AUGCAGAAUCAAAAGAGGCCCCCCUUUGAGCCCGAGGACCUUCCUCCGGGAUCACCGCCCGUGAUCCGCCAACGCCGCGCCGAGGCCAGCUGGAGACCCAUGUGUCGCCAUGCCUGCACGUUUGAGACUCAGUAUUUUGACGAGAUUAUGCUUAAUCUUGUGGAGAACCCAAAUCUCAACUCCAAAUGGUUAUUCCGUGCAGAUGUCCUCUAUGAUGAUGACAGCCAUAACCCUGCUUCGGAAGCCGCUGGUAUCAUGGAGGAGCGCCCUCUGAUUCAGGAUUUCGAAGAGUUCAGCCGUCACAGAACGAUAGUGCGCCGACUGAUACCUCGAAACACGCUUCGUGAUGCUUCAUUAAAUCAGACAUGUUCAUUUUAUCGUUCGCAUAGCCCAGGGGGUCAAGAAACUGACGGAGAAGUUGCUCUAAUAAAGUCUCUUGUUGUAUAUGUGCCGCAUGCAUCCUCUGCGGCGGACUUGCCAUUUUACCACCCAAAAGUUCGAGGCAUCAGUCAGCUUCACGAAUGGGAUACAGCGACGAAUACAGGCACUACAUCUGUUCAUUUCCUGCUUUUCAAUUCAGAAUCAGGAGUAGAUGAGGCUGACGAUGUCAAAUUGGGGAGAAUCGCUUACCAUCUCCUUCAAACCAUACACAAGCACGGGCAUGGCAAGGCUGAAGGAUAUGUGAAGAGAGUUCAUCACGAUCUUAUCGUUCCUAGGGAAAAGUUCCAGGAUAGGUACUCUGAACUGAAGAAUAAACACGGGCGGACUCUGGUGCAGUCGUGGCUCGAGACGACAGAUCCAACAAAGCAUGUAUUCGAAGACCUGGGCAUAGCAGCGUUUCUCAUUGAGCUAUGGGCGGAAAUGUAUCAGGAUGGGAAUUUUCCCGGCUUUGUGGAUAUUGGUUGCGGGAACGGAUUAUUGGUUCAUAUCCUGAGGCUCGAAGGCUAUGCUGGUUGGGGCUUCGACGCUCGCGAGCGUAAAUCAUGGUCCCAGUACAACUCGCCGUUUCCAGGCUCACCCUCUGGGAUGUCUCUUCAGCAACUGCUCUUACUUCCGAGUGUCGUUCCUAAACAGACUGAUGAUGGAGAAACGGAAGCAAUAAGCCCGGAAGAUAUUCACGACGGAAUUUUCCCCAAGGGUACAUUCGUUAUCUCCAAUCACGCCGAUGAGCUCACUCCUUGGACACCCAUAAUCGCCGCUAUCUCUCAAUGUCCCUUCAUCAUGAUCCCGUGUUGCAGCCACAAUCUUAAGGGCGACAGAUGGCGAGCCCCUCCACCGCGCGACAGGACCAAGUCAAGGAGUAUGUUUGCAUCGUUGGUUGAUUGGGUUACACACAUUGCGGAGGAUUGCGGAUGGGAUCUCGAGACAGAGAUGUUAAGGAUUCCUAGUACCAGGAACACAGGAUUAGUGGGUCGAAAGAAUACAAAGGAGAUCGAAGAGGUCGAUAUAGAUGGCAUAGUGCAGAAGUAUGGGGGUGUACAUGGCUACUACGACAAUGUUGUCAAGCUGCUCAAGUCGAUUCCUAGAGGUCAUUGA
This is a messenger RNA of Fusarium sp. VM40, 1536 nucleotides long. NCBI's taxonomy places the organism in Eukaryota, Fungi, Ascomycota, Sordariomycetes, Hypocreales, Nectriaceae. The record is from the annotation of a GenBank genome assembly.